UAGCCAUGUGAAGUAGGAGCUCGCCGUCUCCUUGCGUGUCCUCCCUCCACACUGCUUAUCCCCCGAAAAAAACAUGUCUAGAACUUGAAUCAUAUCAUAACCGGUGAUAUCCGCAGCCAACCAUCGACGCGUUGAAGUCAAACAUUUCUCCAACACAAAGUUACCUGGUACUAGAUGGACAGCGGACCUGUGGGAUCAAAACGAAGACACCGACGAGGACGACGGUCGCAACAGGCACCGGCGCAAUCAUGAAAGGGAAACAGUUCGAUGGUCGUAGGACAUCUUCAUUAUUGAAAUUCUGGUCUCUUCGGACUUCGUACAUUCAUUCGUCAAGAAUGAUGAUCAGCUAAUCCAGCGCUGUACUCCAGGUUGGCAUCACUCUUUCCAACCAUGAAACAAACAUCAAAACUCCAUAUCGCCACCAAUGCCACACACAUGGUACGUGCGGUUUUCCUGAUCAAUCAUGACCACAUCGUUUCAAGUAUCGACGAUACGCCUUGUCGGGGUCACCCAGUUCGGGAUGAUCUCCGGAAAACAACAUAUCCGUAAGGGCAGUCUCCAAGUUUUCAGCACCCAAACUGUCCUCGCUUGCGUCCUCUUUUGUCAAACAAACUUCAACGACGUUGGCCACAAGCAAAGCACCUCCCGCAUCCAUGCGCUGUUCCUCUUCCUGGACGUAGUCAAGGCCGUCGAAGAUGAGUCCCCUAGAUGCGGCUUUGAAUGCCAACAUCGCAGCCGUUUCCACCACCAUCCGGUCCUCAUUGUACACCGUUGUGGGAUCCACGUCCUCUUCCUCUCCCUCUUCCUGACAGGCAGUAAGCUCCUGCGAUCGGACCAAGUCGAGUUUAGCAGGUCGCAAGACUUCACGGCGGAUGGUAAGUUUCUUCAGGCUCAAGAACCCUGGGUAGUCGAGGAUCGUCUUCCAAAUGGGAGUGUAGAUAGUCUGGCUGUUUUCCAUGCACAAAUCUACAACAGUCCCUUGCUUGAUGAAUGACAAAUGGUUUAUGAACUUCGUCGUCCUUCUGCGGAGACCUUGUAAGCCAUUGGGUAAGAAGAGGUGGGAUGGGUGUGCUGCGAUGAACGUGGUCUCGCCAUAAAGAAUCUUGGUUGCUUCCCGAUAGACCUGGCUGUUCAAUAGCAGAAUGGAGGUUCGGACACGGGGUUUGGUCGCAUUCGUUGCAGGCUGCGCAUUCGGAUCUGGGAAGGUGAUUGACUUGCUCGGCGGGACGAGGAGAUGGCGGUAAAUGAGAUCUCGACACUCGCGGCUUGCGCGGAAGAAGUCAAUCAUGCCUAACUGUACGGGCACAUAGCUUGACUCGAAGUAGGUCUGCUGGAUCUUCUUUGUCAUCUCCUCGACUUCGGCGAUAAAGGAUUCCGCUGGAUCAGGCAUGUGAGGUUGGCUCUUCUUUCUCGACUUGGUGCAUCUCUCUCGGUAUUCUGCAUCGUCGUCGUCUUCUGCGUCUGGCUCUGCGGUUGUGUUAAACUUCCAUCAAACAAUGUGGGUUGCUGGGCGUUAUACUUCUUCUGGCUUGUCCGCGUUUCUUGCGUUGCUUGCUCAUAGCGCUGCGG
Exophiala dermatitidis NIH/UT8656 is the source of this 1569-nucleotide messenger RNA. RefSeq lists its product as uncharacterized. The coding region runs from base 464 to 994 and encodes 176 amino acids. Lineage: Eukaryota; Fungi; Ascomycota; Eurotiomycetes; Chaetothyriales; Herpotrichiellaceae. The record is from RefSeq and is a predicted model, not a curated record. The transcript has a single exon.